CUCUCGCCCAGACAGCAACCAUGGGACGGGUCAGGACCAAGACAGUGAAAAAAGCAGCGCGGGUAAUCAUUGAAAAAUACUACACUCGACUAGGCAAUGACUUCCACACUAACAAAAGAGUGUGUGAGGAGAUUGCCAUCAUUCCGAGCAAGAAGCUGCGUAACAAGAUUGCAGGCUAUGUAACCCACCUUAUGAAGCGCAUCCAGAGAGGGCCCGUCAGAGGAAUCUCAAUUAAACUCCAGGAAGAAGAGAGAGAAAGGAGGGACAACUAUGUUCCAGAGGUUUCUGCAUUGGACCAAGAGAUCAUUGAAGUGGAUCCUGACACAAAAGAAAUGUUGAAACUGCUGGAUUUUGGAAGUCUGUCCAACCUUCAGGUCACCCAGCCCCCUGUUGGAAUGAACUUCAAAACACCCCGGGGAGUCUAGACACGUUUAAUAUAUUUUAAAAAACAAGUAAAAUCAUUCUUCAGUUCGCUUUCUUCCAUUGUGUGUUUCCAGUUAGACAGUUGCUUUGGAACUGUACUUUUAGCGUAAGAAAUUUAACAGUUGAGUUAAAAUCAAGCAACAGAUUUAGAAUACCAAACUGUUCAACAAUGAGUGGUUUUCAAGCCAACUGUAGAUUAGUGUUACAGAAAUGUGUUCUCCGUGUAAAAUGCAUGAAGGUGAAUUAAGUUAAAUGUGUAUGUUACAUGACUACUUGUUCUGUUUAAAGAAAUUCUCAGUUGUAAUUGUAAGGAAACACCUGCCUGAUUCAUUUGCAAUAAGUGAUGUGCAAAUUUCCUCAUUAAAUUUUUGU
Molecule: messenger RNA, 795 nt
Organism: Chanos chanos (milkfish)
Lineage: Eukaryota; Metazoa; Chordata; Actinopteri; Gonorynchiformes; Chanidae
Product: 40S ribosomal protein S17-like
Exons: 5
Coding region: 21-425 (134 amino acids)
Biological process (GO): translation
Cellular component (GO): ribosome
Molecular function (GO): structural constituent of ribosome
Source: RefSeq, a predicted model, not a curated record